This is a messenger RNA of Diaporthe amygdali, 2385 nucleotides long. RefSeq lists its product as uncharacterized. Lineage: Eukaryota; Fungi; Ascomycota; Sordariomycetes; Diaporthales; Diaporthaceae. The coding region runs from base 1 to 2385 and encodes 794 amino acids. Gene Ontology annotation, molecular function: catalytic activity. The transcript has 3 exons. The record is from RefSeq and is a predicted model, not a curated record.
AUGUCGGAUCAAAAUACUCCUCUCCAGAACAUCGGUUCUGUGGGCAACACUGCGUAUCAAACGUUUGUUGAAUUGCCUUACAGAGCAUUUACCACCCCGCGUCAAGCAGAGUUGCCUGCUCAGGACGAGAAGGAUAUGAAAAACUCUCCUGACAAGAUAGAGCGCUAUGUGCAGGACAGCCGCUUCACUAACCCGGUUAGCGAUGAGUUGCUCAAUUUACUCACCUCUCCGGAGAGUGUCUCAACCUUGCUAGCACAGGAUCCUUCCUUGAGCCCAGGUGAGGCGUGGAAGAAACUCUACGGUCACCACGUCGGGAAUCUCAACAACUCACUUUCAGCACACGGCGCUGGGAAUGAUUUGGCUUCAGAGGAAGCGCUUCACCGGGCCGCGGAAGCCGGGCAUUGGGGCCCGACUCAACCGAGCGAGUUGUUCUUGAGGAUCUACCAUGAUGCCAUAGGUACAUUACAUGAUGAUCCCGGCCAUGCGAUGGUCAGCCCUUCAUUGAUGGGCAGCUGUGGUGUGGUUCCAUUGAGCAUCAUCUCCACGGUUCCGGAUAUUGUGCGUCACAUGUCCAAUUGCAUCGUUCGAGCCGAAAGGGAGGUCUUCCUCGCCACGAACUUCUGGCAGAAUAGUGAUGCUUCCAAAUUCAUUACGGACGCCAUGAAGGAACUUUCCCGCCGUGCUGGCGAGCGGGGUACGAAGAUUGUCAUGAAGAUGAUUUACGACAGAGGGAGCCCCAAGCAGCUGUUCGAACCACACUAUGUUGUCCCUGUAAAAGAGUACACCGGAGACAAGGUGGGCAUACCGCCGCCGGAAGAAAUCCCGAAUAUCGAUUUACAGGUCAUGAACUACCAUCAUCCACUGUUGGGGACGUUCCAUGCCAAGUACAUGGUCGUCGACAGGAAAUUGGCGGUCAUUCAAAGCAACAACAUCCAGAACAACGACAAUUUGGAAAUGAUGAUCCAUCUCGAGGGCCCGAUUGUGGAUUCGAUGUACGACAUGGCGUUGCUGUCUUGGCACAAACGCCUCGAGCCUCCACUGCCGAGCCACAACUCUCCCGCGGCCAAUGGUGGCAUAUCGUGCUUUACGGAAUCGCACAGCGGCAUCUUCGAACCAAGUGGUUCGAUUCGUGGGCAUCAUGUCGUGAUCGACCCUGGGAAAAUGCAGUCACGGGAGGCAUACGAAUACACGCAGACCGUGCCCCAGCCAGGCCUGGUAGACGGGCAGAACUUAGAAGCCGAAAGCAACGAUCCAGAUCGUGCAGAUGCCGUAACUGGUCCGAGUACAACCUCCAACACCGUCCCAGGCACUCACGCAUCGGCACCGGAGAGCCGACUGAAUGACGAUGGGCAAGUUGGAGCCCAGAACGGUCACAAUGGACCUGAUGUAAAGACAGAGGCCUUGCUCAACGAAGGCCAACAAGCUAAUAAUCGGUUACCGAUGCCAUCUUCCACAGCUGACAGCCUGCCGGAGCACACACAUGAUGAUCCACACUGGGAUUCGGACAUUUCCAGUGAGGUCAUGCGUGUGCAAGCAGCAGUGUCGGCCAAGAACGGGGAAACGACGAUGCAAGCUGUGAACCGGCACCUCAAUCACACCGUCAACGUCGGAUUCUCGCAUGACGCCCCUGAAUGCGCACCCGCAGACGAGAUGACACCAUACAUACCACACCCCACCCACGAGCCAUUCCCGAUAGCGAUGGUGAACCGCGCGCCAUAUGGGCCCCCUAAUCACAAGUCAGUUGUGAUGCCGCAGAAUGCAGCCUGGCUCUCGGCGCUGCGCAACGCCAAGAAGAACGUCUUUAUCCAGUCCCCAACGCUGAACGCCGAGCCGCUGGUCCCCGCCAUCGUCGAGGCCUGCGAGCGCGGCAUCGACGUCUACUGCUAUAUCUGCCUGGGCUACAACGACGCCGGGGAGCUGCUCCCCAUGCAGGGAGGUCACAACGACAUGGUCGCACACCACCUGUACACAGCGCUCUCGCCCGCGGCCAAGCAGCGGCUGCACUACUUCUGGUACGUGGGCAAGGACCAGACGCGGCCGAUCAUCCAGGAGAAGAAGAAGCGCAGCUGCCACAUCAAGCUGAUGAUCGCGGACGAGCACAUCGGCAUCCAGGGCAACGGCAACCAGGACACGCAGAGCUGGUACCACAGCCAGGAGAUCAACGUCAUGCUGGACAGCGCGCAGGUGUGCCGCGCGUGGAUCGACGGGCUGCGCAGGAACCAGAACACGCACCUCUACGGCGCGCUGGACAAGGAGACUGGCAUUUGGACCGACGCCGACGGGAAGCAGGCCGACGGGGCCAUCGGGAUUGACCCGGGGAGGUUCUCCUGGACCAGGGGUGUGGUGGGUGCUGUCAAGCGGCUUCAGGGCACUGGUGGAUUUUAG